GCGGCGGCGCCCAUGGAGCCGCGGCUGGUGGGGCCCGGGCCGUACCGCGCCACCCGCCUGUGGAACGAGAUAAUCGAGCUCUUCCGUGCUGGGAUGCCCGUGCGGAAGCAUCGCUGUCGUUUCAAGAGCUACGAGCGAUGCUUCAAAGCCUCGGAGGCAGUGGAAUGUUUGCAUGAGCUACUUGGCUCUAACCAAAACUUCGGCCCAGAAGUGACACGCGAUCAAACGGUUAAGCUGCUCAAAAAAUUCCUUAAAAAUCAUGUAAUCGAAGAUAUUAAAGGAAGGUGGGGCAAAGAGGACUUUGAAGACGAUGGCCAUUUAUAUCGAUUUCCUCCUUCCUCACCACUGAAGUCAUAUCCAAAGAAACCUUCAUGUGGAAAGGAAGUAAUUAAAUUUCCAGACUGGAGUGAACCAAGGGCUGGCCCUUCUCAAGAACACAUCCCAGUGAAAUCUGUCGCAAUGAACUCGGAGAUGUGGUACAAACGACACAGCAUAGCUAUCGGGGAAGUACCAGCAUGCAAACUUGUGUUCCGCAGAGAGCUAACACAAACAAAUAUAGAAGAGAUAUGGAAAUCCAUGACUUUAUCACGAUUACAAAAGGUGUUGGGUUUGGAUUCUCUGGAUGAAGUAUUAGACACAAAACUUGUGAAUUCAAAACAUAUAGUUCAAAACGUAUAUAAUGUCAAUAAGCAAGGCAUUGUCACUUUAGAGGACAAAUCAAAGGAACUACCUCAUUGGAUAUUAUCUGCAAUGAAAUGUCUAGUAAAUUGGCCCAGCUGUUCAGAUCUGAAGCAGCCUACAUACUCAGGCUUUGAAAGAGAUGUCUUCAAAACUAUAGUGGACUACUUUGGCCAGAUGAAGGAACCUCUUCUCACAUUUAAUUUUUUUGAUAUUUUUGUUAGUGUGUUAGGACUGCUGCAAAAACCCAGCAAGGCUGUAGAAGCUCUUCAGAUAUCUUGUCUCCUGCUGCCACCAGAAAAUAGGAAAAGGCUACAGCUGUUGGUGAGAAUGAUGGCAAGAAUUAGUCUAAACCAGGAUUUGCCACGUCUUUCUGAAUCAGUGAGGACCAGAACUUUGAUGGUUCAGGCGUUUUCCCGUUGUAUUCUCUGCUCAAAGGAUGAAAUAGACUUGGAUGAACUUCUUGCUGCUAAACUAGUAUCUUUUCUCAUGGAUAAUUAUCAAGAGAUCUUAAGUGUUCCUUCUGCUUUAAAAUCUUCCAUUGAGGAUCAUGUUGCACAUCUCCAGAGAGUCCAAAUAAAAUAUGCUGGGGCUGAUAGUGAUGCAACACUUCCUCCUCCAUCAUUUUGUCACCAAAUCACUACAGGUGAAUUUGAAUACCAAAGGGCAACUGGCUCUCAAGAACCACUGGCAGCUUUGUUGGAAGAAAUUGUAAUGAAUAAAGAAAUAUCUGUGAAAGAUAAAAAGAAGAAGCUCAAGCAAUUUCAGAAAUCUUACCCUGAAGUGUACAGAGUACGAUUUCCUAGUCCUGAAACCGAAGCGAUGCUAUUUCCUGAAAAAACUAAACAGAAACCACCAAUACUGAUGUGGGCCUUAAAAAAGCCUUUUCAACCAUUUCACAGAACCAGAAGCUUUCGGAUGUAAAUGGUUUGAAAUAUAUCGGCAAACAAACAGAGACACAGUGUAUUGUCAAUGGAUCUCAUGCAAAAGGAGCCUGAGCACCACGUGGUUACUCAAAAAAGCUACUGGGGAUACUGCUAAGAUCAUAGAAAAUGUUUAAAGAAGAGGAGAGUAUUGAGGUUGUAGUAAUGUGAACCAUUAUCAGUAUUUUUGUAAAGCAUUAUUUUUUUAAAUGUCUGUUACUUUAAAACAAGCAACAAAAAACUAACAAAAAAGCCUAAACAAACCCACCACACGCUCAAGGGGAUUGUUCUAUAUAUGGGUGAUAAUGUACACCUGCUGUGGUUUGGUUUGACUAUCAUUUUAAGGCCUAAAUGUAAUUGUAUGUAAUGUAUUCUUUGUAACUAGUCAACAGCUUUUUUUCCUCCCUGAAAAUGAGUGUCUUGCAUAAACUAGGCUGUGUUUGUGCACAUAUACUGUGAGGAAAUAACUUACUGUACAUGCUUGAGUAAGUAUGAAACACUGGAUUUUGCUUUACUUUUGGUGAGAGAAUAAUAUUAAAACUUAAUGAUGCAACCAAGCA
Molecule: messenger RNA, 2161 nt
Organism: Passer domesticus (house sparrow)
Lineage: Eukaryota; Metazoa; Chordata; Aves; Passeriformes; Passeridae
Gene: DEPDC1B
Product: DEP domain containing 1B
Exons: 11
Coding region: 13-1602 (529 amino acids)
Biological process (GO): intracellular signal transduction; positive regulation of Wnt signaling pathway
Source: RefSeq, a predicted model, not a curated record